This is a messenger RNA of Oncorhynchus mykiss (rainbow trout), 2497 nucleotides long. Its product is annotated as somatostatin receptor type 2. Gene Ontology annotation, cellular component: plasma membrane; neuron projection. Gene Ontology annotation, molecular function: neuropeptide binding; somatostatin receptor activity. The record is from RefSeq and is a predicted model, not a curated record. Gene Ontology annotation, biological process: cellular response to glucocorticoid stimulus; neuropeptide signaling pathway; cellular response to estradiol stimulus. NCBI's taxonomy places the organism in Eukaryota, Metazoa, Chordata, Actinopteri, Salmoniformes, Salmonidae.
UGCAGAGACUAAACCUGAAGAAAACGCGCACUCAUCCAUCAUCCAAUUCCACUCAUCGCAGAAGUGAAUCUGAGCGCUGAACAGGCUGCGCUCUUCUUUGUGCAUCAGUCCUCCUGCUAGAACAGAUUUCGCAUUAGCUCUGGCCACGGAUUCAGCGCCAGUAAGCUACUUUUGGAUACAUCAGUUAUUCAAAACUAUCUACAAAUGAUUUACACAAUUUUGUAUUGCUGAGGUAUUUCAAAGAAAAAUGUAAUAUAUACUAUAUUGCCUAUUUGACAUAUUAGACAUACCUGUUAUGUGGCAAUGACCGUCACCACUUUGGCGCACAAAAUACCACUGUGCGCAAUGGGAGAACAGGUGCAUUAUAUGUUAAGUGUAAGCCACAGGGCAGAUUGUUGCCUUCCGUUGGAUUUUCAGUGAUGGUCAGAAAACUCUUGGUUGAAAUUAAACCAUUCCAAAAUGGACCUAAUGUGACGUUAAAGUUUACAAAUAAAGGUGGGAUGUGACACUAGUGUCCCCUAUCUCAACCCUGAAACACACUCAACCCAGCCCUCCUCCCUGUCAGUAUGGAUCUCUGGCCUCUCCUCUUAUCAUCCCCCAACCUCUCCCUCCCCGAGCCCCUGUACUAUGACAGCUACUUCCCAGGGAACGAGUCCGACCAGGGGUCCCGGAAUGACACUCCUGACGAGACCCAACAGGUCUUCGACAAGACCAGCUCCGUGGUUAUUACCUUCAUCUACUUCAUGGUCUGCGCCGUGGGCCUGACGGGCAACACCUUGGUGAUCUAUGUCAUCCUGCGCUACGCUAAGAUGAAAACAGUCACUAACAUUUACAUCCUGAACCUGGCCGUGGCUGACGUCCUCUGUAUGCUGAGUCUACCCUUUAUCGCCAUGCAGCUGGCCCUGGUCCACUGGCCCUUCGGCUCUGUGCUCUGCCGUCUGGUCAUGACCGUGGACUGCCUCAACCAGUUCACCAGCAUCUUCUGCCUCACGGUCAUGAGCAUCGACCGCUACCUGGCCGUGGUCCACCCCAUAAAGUCCACCAAGUGGCGGAAGCCACGCGUGGCUAAGAUCAUCAACCUGACCGUGUGGGGAGUGUCCCUGCUGGUCAACCUGCCAAUCAUGAUCUUCAGCGGUCUGAUGCCCAAUAAGAACGAGGCGUGGGUAUGUACCAUUGUGUGGCCAGAGCCUCAGGAGGCCUAUCAGACGGCCUUCAUGUUCUACACCUUCUUCCUGGGUUUCUUCCUGCCGCUCACCAUCAUCUGCCUCUGUUACCUGCUUAUCAUUGUCAAGGUGAAGUCGUCAGGCAUGCGCGUGGGCUCAACUAAGCGUAAGCGCUCGGAGAGGAAGGUGACCAGAAUGGUGUCAAUCGUAGUGGCCAUGUUCGUGCUCUGCUGGCUGCCCUUCUACGUGUUCAACGUCACCUCGGUGACGGGCACCAUCAACACCACGCCUGUCCUCAAGAGCACCUUUGAGUUUGUGGUGGUGCUGGGCUACGCCAACAGCUGUGCCAACCCCAUCCUGUACGCCUUCCUGUCGGACAACUUCAAGAAGAGCUUUCAGAACGUUCUGUGCUUGAAGAAGGUGGCGGGCCUGGAUGAGGCGGAGCGCAGCGACAGCCGCAUGGAGCGGACGCGCAUGGUCAAAGACGUCACCGCCGAAACGCGCAACGCAGCGCUGCUCAACGGCGAGCUGCAGACCAGUAUAUGACCUGUUUGCCAGAGUGUGUGAGACAGUGUUUGUGUGCGUGCUUGCUUGCUUGCAUGUGUACGCGUGUGUGUGUGUGUGUGCAGGUAUGAAAUCCGCAUAGUACUCGGUUCAUCUAAGGUGGCCGUGGGGCUGCUUGAGAGUAUCGUCACCCUGAACAGAUGGAUGGUCCUCUGCCCACUACCAGAGUGUAUGCGGACGAGUUAGAUAGACCAGUCAUAUUAACAUCACUCUCCUAUAAGCUGCUGAGCAGUGGCCCUGGCACCAAGGGGGUCCAUACUGUCUUUUACAACAUACCUGUCAAGAUCCGUCUUGGAAAACAGAGAAAAAAGAUUGAUUUGAAGAAGAAGAAAAAGAUGUCCUAUCAUGUUUCAUUGACAUGGAUUGAUUCAUACUGUCUUGAGAGUAGGAUUUAAGAGAAAGAACACCUUUGAUAAAGCAUCUUAUUUAUUGAUAAGGAAGAUGUUACUCACCAAGUCAGAUCCCCUUUGACUGAAGCUGGAGACUUUCGAAUUUUGCAUCCAGGAAGGUUGGAAAUCCUAUCUGACUGCCUUCGUGAAGCUUCUCUGACUUCAAACAAGACAACCUCGUCUGGAUGUAUAUACAGUGCCUUCGGAAAGUAUUCACACCUCUUUACUUAUCCACAUUUUGUUGUGUUCCCGCACAAAUUUAAAAUGGGUUCAAUUGAGUGUGUGUCACUGGUCUACACACAAUACCCCGUAAUGUCAAAGUUAAACAAGUAUUCAACCCCUUUGUUAUGGCAAGCAUAAAAAUGUGCUUAACAAGUCACA